AUGUCCGACUACAGGUACGGCACGCAGUCAGAUGCGUAUGCCGCUGAGCAUGACCACCCCGUUCUUCGCAACGGCGUGUCUGACAAAGAGACCAAGUUGCGCAACACCUACUCUGGAUCUGGAGAUGAUGUCGCUCCCGCCGAUGCCGAUAACCUCCUGGCUGCCAUGGGCUACAAGUCCGAGUUGAUUCGGUCAAGAUCUACUCUCCAGGUCGCCUUCAUGUCCUUCGUCCUCGCUUCUGUUCCCUAUGGUUUGGCAACAACCCUCUACUACCCAGUCGUUGGUGGAGGUCCUACCAACAUCAUCUGGGGAUGGCUCGCUGUAUCCCUCAUCAUUCUCGCAGUCGCCGCAUCUCUCGGUGAGAUCACCAGUGUCUACCCGACUUCCGGUGGUGUCUACUAUCAAACCUUCAUGAUCACGCCGCCCGCCUAUAGGAAAAUCGCCUCGUGGAUCUGUGGAUGGUGUUUCGUAGUUGGCAACAUUACCAUUACUCUCUCCGUCAACUUUGCUACCGCGCUCUUCCUUGUGGCAUGCGUCAAUGUCUACGAAAGCGAACCUGGUGUUGGUAUCAUGGAAGGAUCAGCUUACCAGGUCUUCCUCAUCUUCCUUGGCAUCACACUUCUUUGCAACGCUGUGUCUGCCUUUGGAAACAAGUACCUACCAUGGUUGGAUACUUUUGCCAUCUUCUGGACCUUUGCUGGUGUGAUUGCCAUUAUCGUGUGCAUCCUUGCCAUUGCGAAGAAUGGACGCCACAGCGCCGAAUACGUCUUUACUGAAUUCGACCCCUCCAACUCCGGAUGGAUUCCAGGAUGGUCUUUCAUGGUCGGACUACUGCACGCAGCCUACGCGACUUCAUCGACCGGAAUGAUCAUCUCUAUGUGCGAAGAGGUCCGUGAACCUGCCACUCAGGUCCCCAAGGCCAUGGUCGCUACCGUUGCCUUGAACACCAUCGCUGGCCUGGUCUUCCUCAUUCCCCUAGUCUUCGUUCUUCCCGACCAAGCCAUGCUCGCAGGUCUGCUUUCCGGUCAGCCUACCCCCGUCAUCAUCAGGGAGGCUGUAGGCUCCCCUGGUGGUGCCAUCGGUCUCCUCAUCCCCCUCCUGGUUCUCGGUUUCCUCUGUGGUAUCGGAUGCACCACCGCUGCGUCCCGCGCUACCUGGGCCUUCUCCCGUGACGGUGCUAUUCCUGGCUACAAGCUAUGGAGGACUGUCAAUACCAACCUUGAUGUCCCGCUUAACGCCAUGAUGCUCAGUAUGGUUGUUCAGAUCGCUCUUGGUCUCAUCUACUUCGGUGCCGCCGCUGCUUUCAACGCCUUCUCUGGUGUCGGUGUUAUUUGCUUGACCCUGAGUUACGCUGCUCCCAUCUUCGUCUCGCUCAUCACCGGCCGCAAGCAAGUCAAGGACGGCGCGUUCCACCUCGGAAUGCUCGGUACCUUCUGCAACAUCGUUGCGCUUGCCUGGUCCGCACUCGCCACUCCUCUUUUCUGCAUGCCCACUUUCCGCGAGGUCACACCAGCGUCGAUGAACUACGCCUCCGUCGUCCUUGCCGCUGUCGUCGUGGUCUCAACCAUCUGGUACUUUGUCUGGGGAAAGAAGAACUACGAGGGACCUCCCACCCAUGAGGACGCUAUUCUCGAGGCAAGGAGAGCCAGCAUGGCAAGUCGCUAA
Alternaria atra is the source of this 1665-nucleotide messenger RNA. RefSeq lists its product as uncharacterized. Gene Ontology annotation, biological process: amino acid transport; transmembrane transport. The transcript has 4 exons. Gene Ontology annotation, cellular component: membrane. Lineage: Eukaryota; Fungi; Ascomycota; Dothideomycetes; Pleosporales; Pleosporaceae. Gene Ontology annotation, molecular function: transmembrane transporter activity. The record is from RefSeq and is a predicted model, not a curated record. The coding region runs from base 1 to 1665 and encodes 554 amino acids.